This is a messenger RNA of Letharia lupina, 3903 nucleotides long. RefSeq lists its product as uncharacterized. Gene Ontology annotation, biological process: fatty acid biosynthetic process; secondary metabolite biosynthetic process. Gene Ontology annotation, molecular function: fatty acid synthase activity; 3-oxoacyl-[acyl-carrier-protein] synthase activity. Bases 1 to 3903 code for a protein of 1300 amino acids. Lineage: Eukaryota; Fungi; Ascomycota; Lecanoromycetes; Lecanorales; Parmeliaceae. The record is from RefSeq and is a predicted model, not a curated record. The transcript has a single exon.
AUGGAGCGCUGUGUGCCACCGACUCUGAAACGGGAUCUGGACACUCGACAAGUGCACUUUGCAGAUCUGGCCUUAGAAAAGGAGACGGGGGUGGAUGUGGAUAUAUCGCAGCUCCCCGCUGGCGUGUUGAACAUGCAGCCUACGCCCGCAGAAGCUGCAGCAGGAUCUGAACAUGAUCUCUCUUCCAAUCUCGCUGUUGCACUUGAGAGCGAUAAAUACAGCGUUGCUGUCGUUGGUAUGUCCGUCAAGACCGCCGGCGCCGAUGACCUGGCCGAGUAUGCCGAAAUGCUCAGAAGUGGACAGUCCCAGCACGUGCCUAUCACUAGGGACCGAUUGAUGCACGAUAUGUUAUUCCGCGAAGCACCAGAUAGCGACCCCAAGCGCCAGUAUUAUGGGUGCUUCGUUCGCGACUCGGAUGCUUUUGACCACAAAUUCUUCAAGCGCAGCCCGCGCGAGUCAACCGCCAUGGACCCGCAGAGCCGUCUAGUGCUGGAGGCAGCCUACCAGGCGGUGGAGCAGUCAGGCUACUUUUCGGAGCUAGAUCAUGGACAUGGACUUGGGCAAGGGACCGACAGCGACAGCACCAACAUGAACGGUAAGAUGCAUGUUGGCGUGUAUCUAGGUUCCUGCGGCGUCGAUUACGAGCACAACAUUAGCUGUCACGAACCAAAUGCUUUCACACCGACUGGGGCGCUAAAGAGCUUCGCCACUGGAAGGGUAUCGCACCACUUUGGCUGGACUGGUCCAUGCAUGACAUUCGAUACAGCAUGCUCGUCAUCAACGGUUGCUAUACACACGGCGUGUCGAAAUCUUCUGUCCGGUGAAUGCAGCGCGGCAUUAGCGGGUGGAUCGAACACCAUCACGAACAUGAUGUGGUUUCAAAAUCUCGCUGCUGGCAGCUUUGUGAGCCCAAGCGGACAAUGUAAGCCGUUCGAUGACAGUGCUGAUGGAUAUUGUCGUGCUGAAGGUCUGGGCUUUGUCUUUCUCAAGAGGUUGUCGGACGCUAUCCGAGAUGGCAACCCCGUUCUCGCUGUGAUUCCCAGCAUAGCCGUCUACCAGAACAUGAACAGCACGCCGCUAUUUGUGCCUAACGCUCCGUCGCUUUCACGACUAUUCACGGACGUAUUACGCUCGGCCAAGGUCCCGGCGCGGGAUAUUUCCCUGGUCGAGGCACAUGGUACAGGCACUCCGGUUGGAGAUCCAGCCGAAUACGAAAGCAUUCGCACUGCGCUUGGAGGCCCUGCCUCUGGCCGCUUAAAGAACCUUCCCAUCGGAUCUGUGAAAGGCCAUAUAGGUCAUACGGAAGGCGCAUCCGGCGUGCUGGCGCUAAUCAAGGUCAUCAUGAUGAUGCGGGGCGCCUUUAUUCCGCCUCAGGCCAGCUUCAAUAAGAUGAAUCACGGCAUCGACGUGCGGGCUGAUGAUAUGAUGGAAGUGGUCACCAAAUUGCGGCCCUGGGAGGAGGAUCACAAAAUGGCUCUGAUCAACAAUUAUGGCGCUUGCGGGUCUAAUGCCAGCUCAAUUGUCGCGCAACCACCCAAGUCUCCGAGACCGAGCAUGGCCGUCGAAGAGACUUCACAAUAUCCUUUCUGGAUCCCAGGCCUCGACGCUCGGGCCAUCUCUGGGUACGCUGCUAAGCUAUCCUCUUAUUGCCGUUCAUUGCCUCAAGAAUCCAGCACGCUAGCGGAUAUCUCAUACGUUCUGAACCGGCAAUCCAAUCGUGGGUUGGCGCAGAGCUUCAUUUUCAGCUGCCGCUCGAUGCCUGAGUUUCAGGAGAAGUUGGCCCAGGUGGCCUCUGCGCCGGAGAAGGACUCGGCUCUACGAGCAGGAGUCACACCGGCCAAGGCUAGCAGACCCGUCAUUUUGUGCUUCGGUGGCCAGGUCUCGCUUUUCGUCGGGCUUGACCGUAAGCUAUACGAUAGCGUAACUAUGCUUCGUCUGCACCUCGAUGAGUGCGAUCGAAUGAUAACGUUUCUUGGUCUGGGAUCCAUCUACCCCGACAUAUUCUCGCAGCAGCCUAUCCGAGAUCCGAUCAAGCUGCAGACCGUGCUAUUUGCUAUGCAGUACUCAUGUGCUAAGACUUGGAUGGACUGUGGGCUUGAGACCAAGGUCGUGGCCGUUGUAGGCCAUAGCUUUGGGGAGAUUACAGCGCUGUGCGUGGCUGGCUCUCUCAGCCUCCGGGACACGGUUCGACUCGUGGCAGCGAGGGCCAAGCUGGUGCGCGAUUCCUGGGGAACCGAUCCUGGAGCGAUGGUCGCGGUAGAAGCCGAUCUGGAUCUAGUGGAGAGUCUUCUGCAGGAAGUCAAUCGGUCGGCCGGCCGGAAUGGCUCCGUCAAUAUCGCAUGCUAUAACGGACCGCGCAGCUUCACCCUUGCUGGAUCUACUGCCGCUGUUGACGCCCUGCAGCAAACUAUGGUUUCGUCUGCCAAGUUCUCAAGCACCAAGAACAAGCGUCUCAGCGUGACCAAUGCCUUUCAUUCAGCCCUGUUCGAGAAGCUCGUUGCUGGCCUAGGGCAGGUUGGCAAAGGGCUUACUUUCCACAAGCCAGUCAUCCCUGUGGAACGCGCAACUCAAGAGAGCAAUGAGCUGUUGGACUGGACGUUCGUUCCUCAACAUAUGCGUCAGCCGGUCUUCUUCAACCAUGCUGUGCAGCGUCUCGCCAAACGCCAUCCGCAAGCUGUGUUCCUGGAGGCUCGUUCCAAUUCCACCAUCACUGUCAUGGCAGCCCGUGCCCUCGCCCAGAGCAAUGUCGCGACUCCAGAGCACUACUUCCAAGCCGUCUCGAUUACCAAUACCAAGGGAUUUGACGGGCUGACAGACGCCACCGUUGCGCUCUGGAAGCAGGGAUUGCGCAUAGCGUUCUGGGCCCACCACCAGCAACAGACACUCCAGUAUGCGUCUUUGCUUCUGCCCCCAUACCAAUUUGACAAGUCACCCGCAUCGCGUCAUUGGUUGCCAAUGAAAUCACCGGCUGAGAAGGUUCGAAAGGCUGCUGAGGCGCUUGUAAAAGAAAGAGGUGAGGUUUGGAGCAAGCAGCAGGCCGGAGCCCUCGGAACCAAGCCGCUCGCCCUGUGGGACUUUGUCGGAUACCAAGACAAGAAACAGAAAACAGCCCGUUUCCGCAUCAACACGCAGUCGGAUAAAUAUAAGGGUUUCGUUCUCGGCAAUGUCAUUGCGGAGACGGCACCUAUUUGCCCUGGGACAGCUGAAUGCGACAUGAUCAUCGAAGCUUUAUACAGUCUGCAUCCGGACUGGAAGGCCGAAGGUAUGCAACCGGUCGUUCGUGAUCUGAUCAACCACAUGCCCAUCUGCGAAGAUCAAUCCCGCGCCUAUUACAUUGAAUUAUCCGCGCUUGACAAAGAGAUGAUGCAGUGGAGCGGGCAAGUCUUUAGUGUCGAGAAGGACGCGGCGGUUGAAAAGCCUCAAACACAUGCCAAUACGCGCGUUUCCAUGCGUUCAUCUACAGACCCGGCUUAUAUGCAAGAGUUCGCGCAAUUUGAACGCCUCAUCAGCCACACACGAUGUCAAGAAAAUCUGGAUCUUAGCCUGGAUAAGGACGGGGUCGAAUCGCUGCAAGGACGUCAAGUGUACCGCGCAUUCAGUCCUGUUGUCGACUACAGUGACAUCUACCGAGGCGUUAGAUACGUCGUCGGCCGUGGCGGUGAGUGUGCUGGGCGUGUGCAGCUAGACCGACAGCAUCGACGAGCCGAUACUUGGCUCGACGUGCCAUUGAGCGACUCAUUCAGCCAGGUCGGCGGCUUGUGGGUGAAUGCCAUGACCGAUGUUCCAUCGGGAGAAAUGUACAUUGCCAAUGGGUGCGAGCUGUCAAUGCGCUCGCCCAAGCAUACCGUCGCGGGCCGAACCGAAACUGCAUGUGUACGCUCGACAUUUGCCCCAAGGCGAUAA